Messenger RNA from Felis catus (domestic cat), 3829 nucleotides. RefSeq names its product F-box protein 33 (gene FBXO33). Gene Ontology annotation, biological process: SCF-dependent proteasomal ubiquitin-dependent protein catabolic process; positive regulation of protein ubiquitination. Gene Ontology annotation, cellular component: SCF ubiquitin ligase complex. The transcript has 5 exons. Gene Ontology annotation, molecular function: protein binding. The coding region runs from base 282 to 2051 and encodes 589 amino acids. The record is from RefSeq and is a predicted model, not a curated record. NCBI's taxonomy places the organism in Eukaryota, Metazoa, Chordata, Mammalia, Carnivora, Felidae.
CUCAGCUUCUACCACUGCUCUGCCUCUGCGUCCAGGCGCGGGGAGGGUUGCCGUUUCCUUAGGAAAAGUCCUGCCGCUUCCGAGGCGCUAAACAUUACAGGCGAGCGUUUUGAAGUUACUGAGUGUAUAGACUUUGGACACGCGUGAGUAGAGUUUAAGGAGCCAGAAGCUGGCUAUCUAGAAGCCACACCCGCAGAGGCCUUCCCCCCUCUCCGCAAUUUCUGUUGCAUUUGGUUCCGCCGAGACCCACGACGGUUCCGCCCCCUUCUUCCUUGUCAUUGAUGUUGUUGUUCUUGUCAGUGCCGCAGCCCCGACCGCCGGGAGCUCGAACCCGAGCCGGGGCCGCCCGGGUGGCGCGGUGGCGGCGGCAGCGGCUGCGGCUGCAGCAGCUGCGACGGCUGCGGGGGCUGCUCCGGGGACUGCGGGGACGGCCGGGGGCUGGCAGCCGGCGGCGGGGCCGGAUGGCUCUGUGCGGGCAGGCGGCAGGCGCCGCGUCGCUGCCCAGCGAGCUGAUCGUGCACAUCUUCUCCUUCCUGCCCGCGCCUGACCGGCUGCGGGCCUCGGCUUCCUGCUCGCACUGGCGCGAGUGCCUCUUCUACCCUGCUCUGUGGCCCCAGCUCCGCAUCUGCCUCCGCGUCUCCCCCGCGGAGCAGCCUCGGCUCGAAUUCCUCAUGCGCAAGUGCGGCUGGUUCGUGCGAGAGCUGCGUGUUGAGUUCGCCGCCGAGAAUUACCUGAGCGGUGGCGGCGGCCCAGGCGACGGAGGCGGCGCGGAUCCUGGGACUGGCGGGGAAGAAGUCGAGGCCCUGCAGCUCUCAACCCGUUGGCUGGAAGUGCUGCGCACCUACUUAGAGCUGGUGCUGUGCGUGCUGGUCAGCAUCCGGAACAACAGAUUGACAUUUUGUGGCAACCCCACAUUGAACAAGUCUGUUGGCACCAUUUUUCCAAAGCACUUGCUCACCUUGUGUCUCUGUGUCACAUUUUGGAACCUCCAGAAGUUUAGCCUUUUUGGAGACAUAAGUGUUCUACAACAGCAAGGAAGUUUGUCAAAUACAUACCUCAGCAAGGUGGACCCUGAUGGCAAAAAAAUUAAACAAAUUCAGCAGCUGUUCGAAGAAAUACUGAGUAAUAGUAGGCAACUGAAAUGGCUGUCCUGUGGGUUUAUGCUGGAAAUAGUAACCCCAACCUCACUGUCAUCUCUCUCAAACUCUAUUGCCAACACCAUGGAGCACCUGAGUUUGCUGGACAACAAUAUUCCUGGUAACAGCACCCUGAUCACCACAGUCGAACUGGAGCGAUUUGUGAAUCUACGCUCACUUGCCCUGGAUUUCUGUGACUUUACAGCCGAGAUGGCAAGAGUCUUAACCGAUAGCAACCAUGUGCCUUUGCAGCGACUGUCUCUCCUGGUCCACAACGUUUCCGUGAUGCACAAGUCUCUGGACAACAUGCCAAAUGAUGAGCAUUGGAAAGCCUUGUCACGAAAGAGCACCAGCCUCCGGGUCUAUAUAAUGGCCUUUGAUAUCAAGAGUGAAGAUAUGUUAAAGAUUCUGAAACCCAGUAUACCACUAGAGAGGAUUCAUUUUGACAGCUACAUCACUUGUGUUUCAGGAGCUAUUGUUGAUCUUAUAUCCAGGCAGUAUGAUAAGUUCCUCACUCAUUUUAUAUUAAUGAAUGAUGUGAUUGACACGUCUGGUUUUCCAGAUCUUAGUGACAACCGAAAUGAAGAUCCAUUGGUUUUAUUAGCAUGGAGGUGCACAAAGCUCUCUCUUCUGGCAAUUCACGGUUAUACAGUGUGGGCACACAACCUCAUUGCCAUUGCUCGUCUUCGUGGCUCUGAUCUAAAAGUACUUGAAGUCACUGAAGAAAGCAUUGAUUUUGACCAAGGGGAACUGGCCGACCAGGAUGUGGAUCCAGUGCAUAACCUUAUUGAGCAGGUAUCCCUGGGCCUGGGUCAACCUUGGCACGCGGUCAUGGACAUCGAAUCACUCAGUGUCUUCACUGAACCAAAUCGUCAUUUUUACAGAGAGAUGCAAAGCUUCAGCGAAGACAUUUAGCUUUUUUUAAAAAUGUACAAUUCCUGUGGUUACAUAUGCAAGUAGGGUCCUAUUAUGUUUUUUUUCAGUAGUGUGAAUUAAUCCCUUUGUGCUGUGUUUAAUCAGUAUUAGCUUUAUAGAAUUAUAUAUGUAUAUUCUACUUCUUGAUCAAAGAACGUAGUCGGGUAUUGGUUUAGAAGUUCAAAGUGACAGUGUAUAGGGCUUUCACGGUUAAUGGACUUGUUAUCCAACCUUAAGGAUAUACAACCGAAGGUUGUCUGAGGUUGCUGGCUAACUUUAUUUUUCACUGAGUUACUCUGCCUUUUGAUGUUUUUAUUCUUUGUGUGUCAGAGUUCAGAGCUCAGGAGCCAAAAUAUUUUUAUACAUAUAUAGAUAUAUAUCCAUAGCCUGGUGGAUUUGUAUGCAAUGCACCGCAUUCAUGCAUUGUGACAGCAUUUCAUUAAUUCUUAUUUGAAAUGGAAGAAGGGAGGAUAGUAUGAUCCCAAAUGAGUUAUCUUUAACAGAAAAGCCAAGACUUUAACUUUCAUUACAUAUAUAAUAGUUGAUAUCACCAAUUACCAUUCAGAAUUUUGUAUAGUACUAGGUUAGAACACUGCUUAAUCCUUUUUUUAAAAAAAUGCAUUUACCUAAAUGUGAAUACUCAAAUUGUUAGACUUUUUAAAAACUAUAUCUGACAUAAUUUAUUCAUCAAUUACAUUAUACAUUCAAGUUAGCUUUUUAGCCCAGAUUUCAAAUAGUGGAGGAAGAAACUGUAUUCCAGGGUAAAACCUCCUAAAGCAAAAUCUUUAAAAAACAGAGCUGUAAACACACAUGCUUGCAAACAAACAUUAGUCGUGAAAUCCCUAGCAACGAGUCACUGGAUUUUUCUCUGUCAGCGCGCGUGUCAGCUGCCAAAGAAUAGACUUAACUGAAGAAGUGCCCACAUGCUGGCAGGGGCCGGCCCACUCUGGCCAGCCAGAUACUGCUAGAUUGUAAUAUUUAAGGUCGAAUUUCGACCUGUGGUACACAGCUGUGCUGUGGCUCAGUCAGCAACCUCAGAACUCUGAAAAAAACAAAACAAAAAAAAGAAAAAAAAACCAUGCACCUGUUUCACUGUGAAUAGUGAAUGUAAAGGAAAGAAAGGAAAAACUGAAAACUUGUUCUAUCACAGGUAUGAGCUGCUAUGAUACAUGAAGAACAUUCCAUGAAGUAUGUUUUAAAACCUUGUUAUAUCUGAGAGGCUUUAAAAGCCGAUUUAACUGUUUCAGGGCAACCGCGGUACAGACGUGGUCUCUGUGAGACUUCCACCUGACCCCAGUUUUAAGUGGUACGAAUGUUGUGCAUUUAAUGUUAAAGGACAGUCUGCAAUAAUAAAGUAAGUAGCCAACGUGGGUGCCCAGCAGUGCUGAGACCUGGCUGCUCUAUUGUAAGCUUUGGAAACACAAUUUAUGCAACAGAUGUCCAGAUAUGAUUCUAUUUAUGGAAAAAGUUUAUAUGUAUUUUACAAAUGGUUUUACCAUCUUAUAUUAAAAUGACCUUUUGACAGGUGUGCACUGUUUUGUCUCCAGUGAGCACAUACCAUGAGGAUUUUAUAUGUACAUCAGUAGUGUGAAUCCACUGGCACAGUGUGUGUAAAUGCCAGAUGUGGUGAGAUUUUAUCUUAUAAAUGUGAUCGGAUAAAAUAAAUCCUGACAGAAACUGUAAGGAAACCAGCUGAAUGUUUGACCUGAUGACUGAUGUUGUAUGGUUUAUGUUAAAUGUAUAUUCUUUUAAUCAACGAAUAAAGCAUUAAAAAGUGA